This is a messenger RNA of Penaeus chinensis, 3660 nucleotides long. RefSeq names its product ankyrin-3-like. The record is from RefSeq and is a predicted model, not a curated record. Lineage: Eukaryota; Metazoa; Arthropoda; Malacostraca; Decapoda; Penaeidae. Gene Ontology annotation, molecular function: protein binding. Bases 578 to 2761 code for a protein of 727 amino acids. The transcript is spliced from 15 exons.
ACAAAGCACGGCAGGGAGAGGCCGUCCGCUCUGCCACAGAAUCGGAUACGAAUAUUGAGUAAAUGUUGAAGUGCAGGUAUUUGAAACAUUUAUCGAGUGCUGUAAUUACUGGAUAAUUCAUGCCGUGACUGACAUAUAUUGUAUCCAAAAGGUGACAGAAGCAAGAUAGGCAAUGCCAUGUCCGUACAAGUAGUAGGGGUCAUGACAGCAGCACAAGACUCCUUCCCUGCAAGGAGGCACAGGCGGCCACAGAGUCUGGGCUGCACAGAGGACCCAACCUCUCGUCAAAUCAAACUGUUUGUUAAAAUACACGUUUCAGUUACAUUCAUGUGAAGCUCUUGCUUUGAUGCAGAGGCAUCCACUCCAGGUUUCUGUCACUGCCCACAGUCAAAGAAACAGCCUAGCCCAGACCCUAUGCUGCAUUCCGAACUCCUUGUCUUGCUCUCUCAGGACCAGCAGGGGAAUAUAGCCACGUUCAGUAGCUCUGGGGCCCUCACUGUCCCCGGUGCAACCUUUUCGGCCUCUUCUCUUUCAUAGAGCAAGUCUCGAAUAUCUGUCAAACACGAGGUAGAAGAAUAUGGAUUUCACAGAGGCCUAUGAUGAUACAAGCUCCUCUGUUGGUUUGGCUGCCCGCCUUGGUGAUACUCCGCUGCUUCAAGAACUCCUGAAAAAAGGUUAUCCAGCCAAUGGACAUGAUAACCGCGGCUGGCAACCUCUUCAUGAAGCUGCAUAUAAUGGGCAUGCUGAAUGUGUUUCCCUUCUGACAGCAUCAGAAAGUGUUGAAGUAGAUGCUCUGACACACGAAGGAACAACACCAUUACAACUGGCGUGCUGCCAAGGAACACGUCAUACAGUGGUUGUUAAGCUUCUAAUCAAAGCUGGAGCAGAUCCCAACAUGAGGAAGGGGGAUGAUUGGGUGUUGCCACUGCCUAAAGCUAUAACCUGCAAUAAUAUCGAUAUUGUGAAGGAACUUCUAGAUGCUGGUGCAGAUGUUAAUCGCGAAGAUCAUCACUCAGGGCUUCCUCUCCAUGUUGCCACUGAUCAGGGACUGAAAGACAUCACUGAACUUCUCUUAGAAAAUAAAGCUGAUAUCAACAUGUGUGAUACUUCAGGCAGAAAUGCUCUUCAUGUUCUCAUGUUCAGUCAGUCACAUGAUGAUGAGAUCCAACCAAUGCUCACCUUACUUCUCCAGAAAGGGAUUGAUGUGAAUGUACAGAUGAAUGAUGGAACAACACCUUUGAUGCUUGCUGUGCAGAGGAGAUGGAAGCUGACAGUGGAGAAACUCUUAGACAACAGUGCUGAUGUUAACAUUGCAAAAACAGACGGAGUGUUAGCUCUUCAUUUUGGGAUUGAAUUUUGUUCUGAUGAAGCAAGCAAACCUUCAGAGGAAAAUUUAUGUGAGGAAAGUCUAGCUGCUGUGUCAACUGAACAGCUCUGUAUCAUGAAGAAGAUUUUGGACCUUACUGACAAUACGCUUAUCAUACCAAAGUCGGCAGAAGCGAUCAAGUACAGUCUUUACCACUUGGCAGUUGAAUGGGACAAAUUCAACUGCCUGAAAUUACUUCUAGAAGCAAACAUUCCUCCAGAUGCGUUUCUUCAAGAAACAAGUAAUGCUGUGUUGGACGAAGCUGAUGUUAGUCUUUUCCGUCAAGUUCCUCUAGUUCUCCCUCUGGAAAUUAGUGUUGACACCCCACUUGGAUUUCUUCUAUCAAAACCUUUCACAAGAGAGAGAAUAGAUACAGCAAAGUUAAUGAUCCACAAAGGAUGUUCAGUUAAUGCAGUAAAUAAAAACACUUUACCUCCUCUGGUAGCUGUAGUAAAACAUCAGCGAGCUGUAUAUAGCAACGAUGACCUGGGGUGUGAGAUACUUGAGUUCCUAAUGGACCAUGGGAGCAAUAUUAUGUAUAAAAUAAGAGACUGUGAUAUUCUUCCAGUUGCACUGUAUGUUGCAUCUUUAUUUAAUGUCGCUGCCUUGUUCAAGAUUCUGCAGCAUGGAGUUCCUGUUUCUCGGGUAUUCACCCAUGCAGCUCUGCAAGCACUGAGUCUGCAUUACCGAUCAUCUUCAUUUUACACCAUAUAUCCAUUAUUUCCAUGGAGAGUCAUAUCUUGGCUCCAUACUGUUAACCUAUUUUUGCCACAAUUCAGCCUUGACACAGAUAUGUUAUUUGACCAGCAUAGAAUGGUAGAUGAUGAAAAUUUGUCAAAUGCUUGGAAAAACUUUAGCAGAACUAUUGGUUCCCCUAAAAGUUUGCAACAACUGUGUGUUUUAGCUGUCCGAGAGGCAGUUGGCACUGCAAAAGGUUGGCCUCAGCUGAUGCGCUUUCUGAAACAGUUAGAAUUCAUGAAUGCUCCACUUCCACCAAUAAUUAUGGACCUUUUAUUAUUUACUCAGGUACAGAGUGAUGGCUUAUUCCGUUGCCCUCCUCAAAAUGCAAUGUUGAGCUAUCUGGCUCCCGAGUCACCACCGGACUCUGAGGUUGAAGAGAACUCUUACGUUGAAGACGUUAAUGCAGAGGAAGAAGAUAUUACCAGUAUUGAGAAUGAAGGGGAAAGUGAUGAUGGGUCUGAGGGGAAUAGUGAUGACACAGAGAUGAAAAGCCUGAAAGAUGAGAGUAUGGAACAUGGGCAAGACCUUGAAGACAGUUACUGUAAUGAUGAAAAAGAGGCAGGUCAUGAUGGUCAUGCCACUGUGGAAGAGGAGUCAAGUGAAGGCAAGACGGAGCCUUGUGAUGCUACUAGUAUGAACAUCUUUAAAGCUUGAUAACCAGAAAUGAAAGUAUACUGAGAUUAUUAAGCAGAAAUGUGACCAAACAUGUUUGAAAAAAUGUAAAGUAUAAUAGGAAAUAGAUUAUUUUGAUAAAUCAAACUGUAAAUAUUUUAAAAUUGUAAAUGGAUUUCCUUUCAAGUGAUCUUGCACAUUUCAACUUUAUACACAGUAAUCACAGCAAUGUACAAAUGCAAUAUGGUUCAUGAAAAGAAUCUAAUAAAAAAAAUUGCAUAUAACUGUUUUCUUAUACCCAUAUUUUCAUAUAUAUAAGAAUAAGGUGGUCAUUAACCCAAAGCCUCCAGGAGAAUUUUCUGUUCACUGUAGUAUUUUUAAAUGUUUCUGCACAUAGAUGGCUCGGCAAAUGCUUAGCCACAAAGGAGUCAAUCAGUAGACCUUGUGACUUCACCAUUUCUUGAGUUUGAGGAAAAAUUGCUAUCAAUAUCGAUGCUGUUAUUUCUAUUAUAGACAAAUUAAUUAUUGUAGUGUUAUUGACAUUACUAACAGCAGAAUUAGAUAUGAGAAAAUAUGUUUGAGAAUCAAGGAAAAGGGUAAACAGGUGAGACAGGUAGUCCUCACAAUUGGCUCAUUGGUGACUAGUUCUCUUGGGUUACCUUUAUAUUACCUUUUUCAUACAGAUAAACCAGUAUCAGCAUAUCAUAUGGUGGAUGGCAUGGUGGUUACUGAUUUAUGUUAGUGUAGGUGAUUGCAUAUUAGUUUUCCUUUAUUGAUUGCAAUUUGGUGUCAAAUUUUAUAGAUGUAAUUGCUUCUGAUUACUUCUGAUUUUGAAUCCUCUAAGUACUUUCUUAUAUAUAUACACAUUACUAGAUAUAAAUAUAAAUAUUUAUAUAUGUAAUAAUAUAUUGCCCCAUCCCUCAUUAUUCUCCUUUUCUCCC